GCGCUCUAUCGAAAACACGUCUGUACGGCUCCUAAACGCCGCAACACGCGACGCGCGCGUUUCGAACGUAGUGCACUAUCGCGACCGGUUCACCGCCGCCGAUGAGCAAACAGUGACAUCUCGAUUGUUGUGCUGUGUGACUUGCAGUGAAACUCAGUGUGUACUUGUGCAAGUGAUGGAUUACUGCGGAUCCACUGUCGAGUGCUGACCACGCCGGGACUCGGGUCGUAUGCCCCGGCGCCGCUAGUACGGACGCGCCAGCAUGCGCGCCCCCGCGGUGCUCAUCGCCCUGAUAGGGUUUCUACCCCAGGUGCUGACAUCUGGUUCCUUCGAACUUAGGAUAAAAAGUUUUACGAACUCAUUGGGUAGGUUAAGUAGUGGCCAGUGCUGUGAUGGUUCCUCAAGUAGUAGUGAUGCGCCGUGUUUGGCGCCGUGCAGGACUAAAUUCCGAGUGUGCCUCAAGAUUUAUCAAGCAAACAUCGAUACAACAUCACCAUGUACGUUUGGUGAUAUCACAACACCAGUGUUGGGUGGAAACUCAUUGGAUGUGCCUAAUCUCAACGUGAAGGGGUUUAGCAAUCCCAUUGUCUUCCCCUUCGAUUUCACAUGGCCGGGCACAUUCUCGCUCAUAGUCGAAGCGCGGCACGACACCAAUGAAACGUCAAGAUCUGAUGAUAAUCUAAUUGCGCGGAUGACAAAGCAGAGCAUAGCUGACGUCGAGGGUCCUUGGGUUGACGAAGAACAGCGAUGGGGUGGAUCCGGGGAAGCUCACUUGAGGCUAUCGUACCGAGUAACCUGCGCGGCACACUACUACGGCGCCGGCUGCGAAGUCUUCUGCAGGCCAAGGGAUGACGCCUUCGGUCAUUACACCUGCUCCCCUGCUGGCGAGAUCGUAUGCAAACCCGGUUGGACGGGAGAUUACUGCUCAAAACAUGCAUUGUGGCUGGGCGGAUGUCGCCUCGCAAUCUCAGCAGCCCCACCUGCCGCCGCGUUCCCACACUCCGGCGCCGCAAAAAACAAGCGUCAGACAGAGAGCGGAGAGCCGCACCGCAUAGCGCGCCGUCCCACUCCCGCGCCAGGGCUGCGGCCUCCUUGCCUACUGCCUCCGCCGCGAGCGCAGGAUCACCGCGAAACCAUUUUUCUCUGGAAAAAUUGUCAUUCGGGCUGGGUGGGCGAGCUCUGCGACCAAUGUCAACGACAUCCGGGAUGCUUCCAUGGCACCUGUUCGAAACCUUGGGACUGUAACUGUGAAGAAGGCUGGGGCGGGCUCUUUUGUAAUCAAGAUCUGAAUUACUGCACCAACCACCGGCCCUGUAAUAAUGGCGGAACAUGCCAUAACACCGGGCAAGGUAGCUACACCUGUGUCUGCCCGCCAGAAUACACCGGUCUCAACUGCGAAAAGUCUCUACAUUCUUGCGCCGUGCGACCGUGUCUUAACGGAGGUGCUUGCGUGCAAGAAGGUAAAGAGCUCGUCUGCGCUUGCCCUUCUGGAUACGAAGGAGCUCAAUGCGAAACAAGGAUACUCACUUGCGCCGAUCAACCUUGCCGCAACGGAGGCACUUGCGAAACUCGAUCAUCAGGAUACGUUUGCUCUUGUCCGGCUGGUUUCGCCGGACCCGAUUGCGCUUUAGAAGCCGACCCAUGCGCUGGCAAUCCUUGUAGAAAUGGAGCGACGUGUUCCCGGGCCGGCGACAGCUACAGAUGCUCCUGCAAACCUGGAUUUAAAGGCAACCGAUGCGAAGUUGAUAUAGAUGAUUGUGCCGGGAUCGUAUGCGAACAUGGAGGAACUUGCGUGGACCUAGUGAACGACAGACGAUGCCAAUGCGCACCCGGCUUCGUGGGAGCUCGCUGCGAGACUCGCGUAGACCUAUGUUUGGCGAAGCCGUGCGCAAACGGCGGUAAAUGUUUAGUCCUCGACAACGACUACGAAUGUAGAUGCCUGCCCGGUUUUGCCGGGAAGGACUGCAGUAUCGAUAUAGACGAAUGCGCGUCAUCUCCGUGUCAAAACGGGGGGACGUGUCGCGACAGAGUCAACGGUUACCACUGCGAUUGCUCAACCGGCUGGGGUGGGAAAGCGUGCACCGUGUUGCUAGCGGACUUCGUGUCAAAGUUGGCGGGUGAUCAUUUGCGGAGAGUGGGGGACGAUAUGGAGGAGGAGAGUUUGUCGGGACGGCACGUGGCGUUGAUCGCGGCGCUGUCGGCGGCAGUGCCGGCUGUAGCGCUGGCGGCGGCCGUGGGGGUGGCUUGUGUGAGGAGACGGCGGAAACGUGCUCAGAGUGCCGCGGAUGCUGAAGCGCGCGCUCAGAAUGCCGCCAACGCGGGCGGCGGCGGGCGCGUCAUCCGCAACACGUGGGGCAAGUGCGAGGGACCAGUGCCCGAGUGUCAGAACGCGCACAAUGCCGCCGCUGAGGAGUGCAAGCGGAAGACGCUCAACACAGAGAGCGCGGCGAGGCUAUUAGCCGCGCUAGAUCCUAGACUAUCGAGGCUCUCAGCAGACUCGGCGUACUGCGCUAAUAGCGAUACGUCGUUAGUGAAACGAGCGCUCGAAGGCGGAGGGGUGUACGUAUUAGACGACCAUUGCUUGCCGCCGACAUUCGCCACGCAAGUGUAGUGGUGUACGUAUACGUGAUGGACAAUAAAUAACUUAUUUAUUCACAACGGACGCUCGUGCGAACCAGGCUGUGCGCCGCGUGUAAAUAUAGAGAUUAAUAAAAGUGUAAAAUGACACCCUGUAUAAACGGCUAGAAUUAAGCAUUCGGUGUAUUUAUUAGCGAUUCGUACGCCCCUGUAAAUAGUAAUGGCGGGACGAAUCGCGUUUUUCCGCCCCUUAUCGGCGAGCGUCACCGUCGACAUGAUAUGUGAUGAAGUUGUGUCUAUAUCUUUUGACACAUCGGCUCUGUAACGAGCGGUGUUAUUUUAAACUGCAAGUGUCUACCGAUGUGUGAAGAUGUACGCGAGUGUCAAUAGUUGAAGGUGAAGACCGCGCGAGCUGUGGGGCCGAGUGGACCAUGUCCACUGUCUGCGAUCUCUGUAGGUAACGGUGCGGAGCGCGCGCCCGCCCAAUGUCGGUCCAUUGUGCGCGGCGUCCGCCAUUCCCAGGGACAAUAUCGCCCGCGAUCACACUGCCAUUUUAAAUCUCAAUCUAUCUCUCCCAUCCUUACUCUUAUUUACAAUCUUUUAAAACAAAUCACCUAUACAACAGCUAAACAACCAAGUUUAGCUAAUAUUUAUUUUCCAUUAUAUCAUUUAUUUCCAAUAUUGUCCCUGGGAAUCUGUCACACCACUAACACUAUCUUUCUCGACUCGCACCAGUACAGAAGCCAAACCGUGCGUAAAAUAAGAUUCUAGACUAAUUUAUAAAAGAAAAACGCGAAUGAUGCGUUCAUCAGUUUUUACAUUGAUUAUUUUUUUUUGUGAUUGACUAAUUAUUGUCGUUUGUUCCUAUGAUUUAUUAUAGUGAAAGAUUGAUUAUAUUUCCGUUAAAAAUCUUGUUCAGGUUUUCUUGAAAAUCAACACAGAUUUUUUUCAAACUUUUAGCUUCCGUUUUUGGGAUGUUCAUCGUUAGCACAAUAACUUAACGUUCCUCGCUCGAACGCCAUUUUUGUCUCUUCUAUUCCGUUGUCGCUAAUAGAAGAGGCACAAAUCGCUUUCGAAUUAUUCAAAUGUGAAGAUCACGCGCGUUGUUAGUCCAUAGGUUAAUAUAACAGGUGUACUUAUAACUAAGAAACAAAUGUCGAAACCUAAGUCAUUGUGUAUAGAAAAAACUAUUAAGUAAUAGAAUUUUAAGUAUAUUCUCCAUUAUUUUCGUAAGAGUACUGUGACAAUAUAGAGUCAUUAGGCAACAUAGGACACGAUAAUUUCAGGUUGUUUUUAACUUAUUUAUUUUAAUAGGUACAGUUCUUGAAGUUGUGUUAAUGAAGAUUCUACCUUCGAUAAAUCGCAAAUUCCAUUACGAAUUUGCAUUUAUUCGGACACGGAAUCGUCUAUGAAAUAAUUUAUGUUAAAUUACAGUUUUAUUAAAACUACUGUAGAUAUAAUUUGGUAAGUGAUAUACGUUAUCUUAUGUUGCCUUUUGGACCAGAACGUAGUUUAAAAACGGUAAAGGACAAUUGUAAAAUUUAUAUCGAGAUAUGAAUAGACUGAUGAUCAAUAAUAAUGUUCUUGUAUUUAAUUUUGUAAGAUGACAAAUUGUAAGUUUUAAAUUAUGCGGAAAUUAUCACAAAACCAUUUGUAAUUUAUAACAAUAGAAUACUUUGUACUUAAAUUUAUUACAAUGUACGUCUUUCAUUUUUCUUUUUGAGAAUUUUAAUAGCACCAAUGAUUUAAUAUCUCAAUGUACCAAUAAAAUGACAGUAUUUUAAUUAAUUUAUUGCCACAUUAUAAUUGCAUAUUUUGGACUCCAAUGUUUUUUAUUAGAUAAAUCAUUGAUUUAAUUAUUUUUUGAACAAUGUUUACAAUUGACUGAAGAUUGACUUCUGGAUUUCUUGAUUAUUUUCGACGCAAUUUUACUGGAAAUCAUGAAUGUAUUUGUAUUUGAAUCUGUGAGUAUACUGAAAGUAAUAAAUUCAAAUCAUUCCACUAGCUUAAUCUUUUUAAAAUCUUAUUUAAUCUUGCUAUUUUCUUAAAAUUGUUUAUUUUGCAUGAGACCAGUGAUUUAAUAUAUAAGUAAUUGUAUUCAUGUGUAUAAGUACAAUUAUUAUUCCUACUUAUGUUGCUUUGGUAUAUUCACAUUUUUAUUUAUUUUUCAAAAGAAAAAUGAAAGUAAUCGCCAAUAGAAAUUAAAUUCCAUAUAUUAUAAUAAUAUUGUGAAAAAGUCAAAUUGUUUCAUCUAGGUAGCUAGCCCAUUUCUGGGUUAUCCUAGCGGUGAUAGGUAUUUGCCAGAAUGCUUGAAAAACGAAUGUGUAUGUGCAGUGAGGCCGCGAAAAAUAAAAUGUUAAUAAACAAUUGUUUACAAAAGAUU
Diatraea saccharalis (sugarcane borer) is the source of this 4960-nucleotide messenger RNA. The record is from the annotation of a GenBank genome assembly. Lineage: Eukaryota; Metazoa; Arthropoda; Insecta; Lepidoptera; Crambidae.